GCUCGGGAGCAAGCAGUGUUUUCUGUGCGUGCACUUCGGAGGAACCAAAAGAACCAAAAUCGUUUGAAACAGAUUUUUUGCGCGAAAAUUGCAUUUGAAAAAUUUUGUAACCACAAAUAAACGCAACGUCAUACGCAACCCAUACACAUGGCUCAUUGCUCUUACGGGAAGUCAACAACAACAAUAACAGGAAAACAAUACGCAAACCGGAACACUUAGUCGGCGAUUGCUAUCAUUACGCAAGGAACAGAAGGGGUGCAUUCUGAAGCCCUGAUCACUGUUGGAAGUGUGGUGAGAUUUUUCCAAGAUUUUUCGAAAAAAUGUGCAAAAUUCAGUAUCGUGAAUGUUUUGAUUAAGGAAGACGGACCGCGUUUUCGCGGUUUGACAUUGUGCAUCGCGUGACAAGUGAACAAUAGUGUGAUACGUGGAUUCUUGGUUGAUAGUACGCCAAGUUCUCCCAAGGGGUUGAGAUAAUUCCAACCAACCUAGCGUGGACCGAACGUUAAUUGAAAAAGCUGUUAACUACGAGUUGAAUAAAUUGUGAAAACUCUCGUGUGUGAUCUUCAGAUAUACGAAUAUUUUACGAAAUUGUCUUGUUUGUAAAUCCUAUAGAAUAGUGCUGCCAAGUUCUACCGAGGUGAAGUUCAGCGAAAGCAACAAUAUAGCUCCAACCACCCACAGUCUGAACGAAUAUCCUGCCGCAGGAAACUCCAACAUAAAACUGCGUCUCUUCGGGGGUGUUGCACUUUUCCUCCCCUUAACACAAACACCAAUGCACCACCACCAACAGCACCGGUGAGGACCCGUCGUCGCUGAAGCAGCCGCAGCAGCAGCAACCGAUUUUUCCGAGUUUGCACAAGUGCAUCCAGGGUGCACACCCGGCAGUUAGCAUUCGCGCAGCAAACGAGGAAGAAGUUGUGGACCGCAGCGCCAGAACCGAAAGCGAAUCAAAAAAGGGGUUUUCGGACCGGGAAGAGAGAAAAUUUUUAGGGGUUUGUGAUUCGCCGGAGCGGAAGGGAAACCCUAUUCCGAUGUGAGGUUUUUAAAGGAAAAUUCGCAGUUUUUUUGGUUUCACGAAAAUCUAUUUCGGCAUAGCAAGUGAUUAAAAUUUGAUCCCUUUUUGGAAAGUAUUUAUGUUUGAAGAAUAGUUACAAGAAGAAGUGACAAAACUUGUUUGAAAUUGCAAAUCAGUUGGAAAAUUCUGUGCAGCAAUUGAAGAAAUCAAAAAUUUCUAACCAGCAGAACGUGUAUAAAAGUGUGUACAUUUUCGGAAGUGAAUAAGUUUAAAAUUAAUCCUUGUACCAUACGUAUAUAUCGAGGAAAAGUUGUAGAAGAGAAUCCAAACGAACGAAAAAGAAUAUUCGCAAUUUUAAGUUGAAGUGAGAUAAAAAUGUCCAACGGAGUUAGUGGAAGCAAUGAGUGCUCGCCAAUGAAAUUCUCGCAAAAGUUCACCUAUUUGGCAGAAACCUGCUGCAAACGCGCCAUCAACAUCAGUAGCAGUAGCACCAGCAGCAGUAGUGUCCGUUCGAAUGCUUGCAUCACCGCUGCCACCAGCCUCAGCCCAUCCCAAUGAAUCCAAACUCGUAGUGGGAAAAGCCGCAGGACCACCGAACCGGACGGAACUGAUGUGAAACAGCGCUCUAAUGUAAAACUUUUCAAUCACCCCCCAAACAUGAAACUAUACCUUUCGGUCCAAAAUUAAAACAUUUUCGGCAAAACAAAAACAAAAAAAAGUAUCAACUGUUUGAGAACUUCAAAAUUAUUUUGGAAAAAAAGGAAGCAAAAAUUGUCUCUUUGGAAGAACCCAAAAGACGCGUAAAAAUAACAGCAACAAAAAAAAAGUUCAUUGGAAGCAAAAUUAUUUAACGGAGUUUGAAAGUUUUGAAACAUACACACACAGAGCUUCUGGUACCUCAAGUGGCGCGGAAGCGGAACUGAAAUUCUGGAUAGUUAAGGACGUCGUUUGAAGCUAUUCAAGAUCCUGCUCAAAUUCCAUCAACGCACUGAGACAGAACACGACAGUCCAUCACGAGUGACGGGUCACCAGGAGAGCACAGCAGCAGUACCAUAAUCUCGCAUUGUUCCCGUCGCAAAAACCGUCAAGCUGAAUUCGCCAAAGUCGGUCGUCAAGAUGGAUCAGCAGCAGUACUGCCUCAAAUGGAGCAACUACUCGUCGAACCUGGCGGCGGCCUUUUCCAAUCUGUUCGAUUCGGCAACGCUGACAGACGUCACGUUAGUCUGCGGAGGAACCGUCUUCAACGCUCACAAAGUAAUCCUGGCGGCAUGUUCGAAAAACUUCGCCGAUCUGUUCGAGCGGGCUCCCGUCGGCACCGGUCAGAUUUGUGUCAUGCUGGAGGCAACUUCGGCGGACAACAUGCACGCUCUGCUGGAAUUCAUGUACAAGGGUGAAGUGCACGUUUCACAGAAAUCGCUGGAGAGCUUCCUGAAAGCCGCCGAGAAUUUGCAGGUCAAAGGUCUCACCACAGAACAUGGUCGCUUCGCGAGUGCAAACGCCACCCAGUCACAGCAGCCGGCGUUCCACGAGUCAAACAACCUGCCCUCGCCAUCCGCCCGCCGACAGUCACGGAAUUCCCUGUCCGCCUCGAUGGAGUCCAUCAAUCGGAUCGGGGGAAUCGUGAAAAAUGAACCACUAGCGGGCGGCGGCGGUGGUGGUGCCGGGGGAGGAGGUAGCGUAGGCGGAGGCGGUAGUGGUGGUACCACAACGCCCAACUUCUCGUCCUACCUGCCACCGACCUACAUGCCACAGCCGUACGAAAGCUCCCGGAAACGUUCGAUUCGCAGCCCGUUCUACGAGGAAGCCACACGGGGCAGUGUGCUGCGGGACGGCAAAGCCAGCGUCGGCAACGACAGUCCGGUUAGCGGCAGUAAAAACUAUCGGCCCUCGAGCAGUGGAUCAUCGGCAGCACCGACGGAAGCGGACACAGCCCACAUGGACCGGGAUUCGCCGCAGCAGUCAAAUCGGUACGAGAAUCACAGCCCCAGCACCACCCACCACGGCAACGGAAACGGACCUGUCUCAUCGAACACGUUAGAAAGGGAUGAUCCGAGCGAUCGGGUGUCUUCCGCGGACAAAGUCAAAUGCGAAGGCAAAGAAGGAAAUGACAACGGAGCUGAGGAUCUGCGGAUGAAAUCGAACGAAAUGCGACCGAUCCAGUCACCGCUGACGUCUUCCGCCCCGCCCACGCCGACCACUCCGGUGGCCUUCAUGAAGGGUGGCCUGCCCGGAGGACUGGAAGGACUGAACCCCACCGUCGAUAUGAUAAGUAUGUUGAACGCCCAGCGGGAAAGUGUAACCACUGCGGAUGGUUCUCUCGCUCCAGGCAAAAAGCUACAGUGCCCUCUCUGUGAUCGCCAGUACGGCUACGAAACGAACCUCCGCGCCCACAUCCGCCAGCGACAUCAGGGUAUCCGCGUGCCAUGUCCCUACUGCAGUCGGACGUUCACCCGCAACAACACGGUCCGGCGGCAUAUAGCGCGGGAACACAAACAGCAGACGCAGUACAUGCCCAAUCCGCUGCACAGUUAAGAUGUUUGUUGGUUGCGCCAAGCUGAAGACGCUGAAAACGCUGAAAAACGAGAAACGAACGACGACACAACAAAAACAAGACCGGCAGCAGCCCAUCCCAUCGCUGGUCAGAUCAGAACAAUGAAGUAAAGAAAAAGAAACACUCGCAAGCUUUGAUGAUAUGGUAAAAAGUGAUAAUAGGAAAAUACGAGAAGAGAUGAAAUCCGAAAUUUAUUUCGCAAACAAACUCUGAAAUAAAUAUUAUAAUAGCAUAAUAA
Armigeres subalbatus is the source of this 3804-nucleotide messenger RNA. It is a transcript of the gene chinmo, whose product is annotated as zinc finger protein chinmo. The record is from RefSeq and is a predicted model, not a curated record. Gene Ontology annotation, biological process: regulation of transcription by RNA polymerase II. Gene Ontology annotation, molecular function: protein binding. Gene Ontology annotation, cellular component: nucleus. The transcript is spliced from 8 exons. The coding region runs from base 2132 to 3547 and encodes 471 amino acids. NCBI's taxonomy places the organism in Eukaryota, Metazoa, Arthropoda, Insecta, Diptera, Culicidae.